GGUGCGGACUGUUACCGGACGGGACUGUUCGAAAGCAGAAACGGAGGGUUGAAUUUCUGCUCCUCGGCCGGGCGGUGGGAGGAGGUGGUGGACGGUGUUUAAGGAGGAUAAACUGACUGAAGCAGCCGGGGUUUGGAGGAGGGGGGGUGGGGGAUCUGCUGUGACCCCCAAACAGCAACAACAUGGAGCUGGAGAACAUCGUAGCCAACACGGUGCUGCUGAAAGCUCGGGAAGGAGGCGGCGGGAACAGAAAAGGAAAAAGUAAGAAAUGGAAGCAGCUGCUGCAGUUCCCCCACAUCAGUUUGUGUGAAGAGCUGCGACAAUCCACAGAAAAGGACUACAGCAGCCUGUGUGAGCGGCAGCCCAUCGGACGUUUACUCUUCAGACAUUUCUGUGAGACGCGACCUGAGCUGAGAUGCUGCGUCAAGUUCCUGGACGCUGUGGCGGAGUACGAGGUGACGCCGGAUGAGAAGAGGAAGGAGUGCGGUCAGGAGCUGGUCGACAAAUACUUCAACCCACAGUCAGAGGAUCAUGUUCCUGAGGUGGAGGAGGCCAUGUUGGCUCGGUGCACUGAGAGGCUGCAGCACGAGUCCUGUAAAGAACUCUUCAACGACUGUACAAAGUUGAUCCACGACUACCUGAGCGUGGCGCCGUUCGCAGACUACCUCGACAGCAUGUACUACAACAGAUUCCUCCAGUGGAAGUGGCUGGAGAGGCAGCCGGUGACGAAAAACACGUUCCGACAGUAUCGAGUCUUAGGGAAAGGAGGCUUCGGAGAGGUGUGUGCGUGUCAGGUACGGGCCACGGGGAAGAUGUACGCCUGCAAGAAACUGGAGAAGAAGAGGAUCAAGAAGAGGAAAGGAGAGUCCAUGGCGCUCAAUGAGAAACAGAUCCUGGAGAAGGUCAACAGCAGAUUUGUGGUGAGCUUAGCGUACGCCUACGAGACGAAGGACGCCCUGUGUCUCGUGUUGACGCUGAUGAACGGAGGCGACCUGAAGUUUCACAUCUACCACAUGGGCGAGGCGGGUUUCGACGAGAAGAGAGCCGUGUUCUACUCUGCAGAGAUCUGCUGCGGGCUGGAGGACCUGCACCGAGAACGCAUCGCAUACAGGGACCUGAAACCUGAAAACAUCCUGCUGGACGACCACGGUCACAUCAGGAUUUCAGACCUCGGGUUAGCGGUUCAUGUUCCCGAGGGGCAAAACAUCAAGGGACGAGUGGGAACAGUGGGGUACAUGGCUCCGGAGGUGGUGAAGAAUGAGCGCUACACGUUCAGUCCUGAUUGGUGGGCUCUGGGCUGCCUGCUGUACGAGAUGAUCGAGGGUCAGUCUCCGUUCCAGCAGAGGAAGAAGAAGAUCAAGAGGGAGGAAGUGGAGCGGCUGGUGAGGGAGGUGGACGAGGAAUACUCCAGCAAGUUCUCAGAGGACGCCAAGAGCUUCUGUAAAAUGCUCCUGGCCAAAGAGCCGUCAGAGCGUCUCGGUUGUCAGGGAGACGGCGCCGCGGAGGUCAAAGCUCAUCCCAUCUUCAGAUCCAUCAACUUCAAACGUCUGGAGGCCGGCAUGCUGCAGGCGCCCUUCACUCCUGAUCCCCAGGCGAUCUACUGUAAAGACGUGCUGGACAUCGAGCAGUUCUCCACGGUGAAAGGAGUCGAGCUGGAGCCGAAAGACGACUCCUUCUACAGCAAAGUGUCGACAGGCUGCGUGUCCAUCCCCUGGCAGGACGAGAUGAUUGAGACCGAGUGUUUCAGGGAGCUGAAUGUUUUCCACCAGGACGGGACGGUUCCUCCUGACCUGGACUGGAGAGGACAGCCGUCCCCUCCGCCCAAACAGGGCUUCCUGCAGUGGCUGUUUGGCCGACAGGACUGCUGUGGUAACUGCAGCGACAGUGAUGAGGAGCCAACCAGGCUGUGACACACACACACACACACACACACACACACACACACACAGACACACACACAUACACACACACACACACACACAUAUACACACACACACACACACACACACACACUCACACACACACACACACACACACACACAGACACACACACAAACACACACACUCACACAGACACUCACACACACAGACACACACACACACUCACACACUCACACACACACACACACACACUUACACACACACACACAGACACACACACACAGACACACACACACUCACACAGACACUCACACAGACACACACACACACUCACACACAUACACACACACACACACACACACACACACACACACUCACACACACAGACACACACACACACUCAAACAGACACUCACACACACUCACACACACACUCACACACUCACACACACACUCACACAGACACUCACACACACACACACACUCACACACACUCACACACUCACUCACACACACACACACUCACUUACACACACACACACACACACACACACACACUCACACACACACACACACACUCACACACACACACACACACAUAGGAUCUUAUUUGUUUACAACUUUUGCACAUUUGUAACUUGAGAUAGUCCUCUCUCUCUCUCUAAAUGUCAGAAUGUAUAUUUUCAGACAGAAUAAUGUUUAAUGUUAUUUAAAAUAUGAAACGAGCUCAGAAGACCAACAGGUUCAGAUUUUUUUUAAACGUUUACUCGUCCAGGGAAGCUUUCUGCUUUGACGUCCAUGCUCUCUCACUCGUCCAUGGCCUGCUGUAAAAGUGCCUUGCUGGAGGGCACUGCGUCAGUGGUUACUUAAGGGAGGACUGAACAUUCCUCUUCACUUUGACCAGGGAUUCGAACCGGCUCAUGAACUCUGACCACUUUUCUUCCUCCGCCCUCCAUCCUGCUGUGACAGACCUCAGCUCCUUUCUCUUCUAUUUAAGUCUUUUAAUAAAAGUCUGAUUUUUA
Messenger RNA from Labrus mixtus (cuckoo wrasse), 2903 nucleotides. RefSeq names its product G protein-coupled receptor kinase 6 (gene grk6). The transcript is spliced from 16 exons. Gene Ontology annotation, cellular component: cytoplasm; plasma membrane. Gene Ontology annotation, molecular function: G protein-coupled receptor kinase activity; ATP binding. Lineage: Eukaryota; Metazoa; Chordata; Actinopteri; Labriformes; Labridae. Bases 183 to 1910 code for a protein of 575 amino acids. The record is from RefSeq and is a predicted model, not a curated record. Gene Ontology annotation, biological process: regulation of signal transduction; protein phosphorylation; signal transduction.